Osmerus eperlanus (European smelt) is the source of this 767-nucleotide messenger RNA. RefSeq names its product C-X-C motif chemokine 11-1-like. The coding region runs from base 116 to 448 and encodes 110 amino acids. Gene Ontology annotation, biological process: immune response. Gene Ontology annotation, molecular function: chemokine activity. Lineage: Eukaryota; Metazoa; Chordata; Actinopteri; Osmeriformes; Osmeridae. Gene Ontology annotation, cellular component: extracellular region. The transcript has 4 exons. The record is from RefSeq and is a predicted model, not a curated record.
AUCGGACUCCACAACUUCUUCACUCCACUCAGGAUCCUAGAACCUCAUUCAACUCUCACUUAAGAUCUCCAGAAACGUUGUGACAGCUUCUCACUGCUUAUUAUCUAUCGUCAGCAUGACCUUCUCACCGAAAGCUUGCAGUCUCCUGCUUGUCGUCCUGGCAGCAGUCUGCAUACAGCUCUACGAUGCCCAGUUCGUUCCAGCCAGGUGUAAUUGUCAAGGAACCAUCAAGUUCACUGCAGAAAUCAUAUCGGAUUUCCAGGUCUUUGAGAAAUCCCCCAAUUGUGAUCACACAGAAAUCAUAAUAACACUGCAGGAAGACAAUGUCAAAAGGUGUUUGAACCUACAGGGAAAGCUGGCGAUAGCCUUUCUCCACUGCUGGAACAGAAUAAACAAGGACGAGAGCCAGAAGAUGACAUGUCUGAACAGGAGAAACAAAGUCAAGUGAGAAGAAAAGAAACAAUCAGAUCUGGACCCAGGGAGUGGGCCUCCAAGAAGUCAUGUGACUUACGGGAAGUGCAUAUCAGAGUCGGGUACCUCCCAAUUGGAGGAGGGGAAAUAAAAAGGGAGAGAGAGAGGGAGAAUUGAAUGAAGGAACAUUACAUGAUGUUAUCAUGUGUAUUAUAGCCACUGAAAGUCAAAAAGGUGUUUUCUUGAAACCUAUAUUGCUGUGGAAAAAUAUUGUUGUGCAAUACGCAAAAAGAUGUGCCAUAAGAAGAAACAGUCUUACAGAUGUUUAUUUAUGAUGGAAUUAAUUAUUGUUUUGU